Molecule: messenger RNA, 801 nt
Organism: Colletotrichum costaricense
Lineage: Eukaryota; Fungi; Ascomycota; Sordariomycetes; Glomerellales; Glomerellaceae
Exons: 3
Coding region: 1-801 (266 amino acids)
Source: RefSeq, a predicted model, not a curated record
AUGUGGUUCAACGCCGGUGGUAGCUGGGGAGCCAGCCUCUCAUCACUCUUUUUGCUCUUCACCCUCAUCCUCAACGUCGCUGCUCAGACGUUUGGAAUCACCCUCGACAAGGCCGCGCGCGACGAUGCACAACGUUUCGUUUACUCCGCCAAGCUCACAUUUGAGCAAGACACCGGAACGCUCUUCAACGACGGUCAGCUCUACGGGCUCGCUCGCGCAGCCUUCAACGAAAUGCAGACAAAGUUCAAUGCGGAUAAAGUCCGCUUCAACAGACAACCCGUCAUGAUGGCCGCCAUGGCCCUCGGCAAGGACGUCUAUCUGUCUUCCAACCUGAAGGGUGGGCCCUUCUUGUAUACCUAUGCGGACUCGCGUCUUAAGCCUCAGGUUGUCGUUGCGCUUGAGCGAUGCCAGACUAGUUUGCAGGACGCGGCAAGGCGUGGCACCACCGUUGACAAGCAGCACCGAACCCAGGCCAGCUGCGCCGAAGUUGCUGCUGUCCAUCAGUACUAUUUGGACGACGCCGUUACUGAAGCUGCUCGCAACGACCCUCCUCCAACACGCAUUGUCGCCUAUGGCAAGGCUGGUCAAGACGGUCCCAUUGGACCUCAAAAUGCAUGCGGUGGUGGCGAUGUUGUGAAGAACGGAGUCCUCACUUGGGGAUGUAAACAGUUCAUGGCCGAUGAGCAGAUUACUGUGCCGCGGAAACCGACCAACAACCUCAACUUGAACCUCCCCAAUCCCUUCCCUAAGUUUACCACGGCUCAAGUCAGCGUCAUGUGCCCUGGGCAUAAGAAGCCUUGA